This is a messenger RNA of Trachemys scripta elegans, 1869 nucleotides long. It is a transcript of the gene DKK4, whose product is annotated as dickkopf WNT signaling pathway inhibitor 4. NCBI's taxonomy places the organism in Eukaryota, Metazoa, Chordata, Testudines, Emydidae. Gene Ontology annotation, biological process: negative regulation of canonical Wnt signaling pathway; multicellular organism development. The transcript is spliced from 4 exons. The record is from RefSeq and is a predicted model, not a curated record. Gene Ontology annotation, cellular component: extracellular region. Gene Ontology annotation, molecular function: co-receptor binding; receptor antagonist activity. Bases 12 to 668 code for a protein of 218 amino acids.
CUGCCUGAAGAAUGGUGGCAGUCUUGCUGCUAGGCCUCAGCUGUGUCUGUUCCCCAGUGGUAGCCCUGAUCCUAGACUACAACAGCAUCAAGAGUUCAGCUGAAGUGCAGGGCACCAGAAAGAGUUCACAGUGCAUAACAGACCAGGACUGUAAUGCUAGCAAAUUCUGCCUCAAGCCUGAAGAUGAAGUGCCCUUCUGUGCUACCUGUCGUGGGUUACGAAGAAGAUGCAAGCGUAAUGCUAUGUGCUGCCCAGGGACUAUUUGUCUAAAUGAUGUUUGCAGCCAGACUGAAGAAGUUACCCCAACAGAAGGACGAAGGACUGAUGAACAGGAUGGUUCUGAUUCAAAAGGGACAACUCAACACCAGAUCCAAGAAAACAACUCUAAAAAAGGACUUGUCAAAUCUCCAAGCAAUAAAGGUCAGGAGGGAGAAAGCUGCCUUCGCACAUCAGAUUGUGCCUUUGGGCUUUGCUGCGCUCGCCAUUUCUGGACCAAAAUCUGUAAGCCAGUUCUCCGUGAAGGACUGGUCUGUUCCCGCCGGGGACACAAAGAUGUUGCUCAAGGUCCAGAAAUUUUCCAACGCUGUGAUUGUGGCCCUGGUUUGUCUUGCCGACCACCGCUCACUGGGCUGCCACGAUCUCGCUUAAACAUCUGCCAAAGAAACUAAAGAGCCAAUAAACACUGGAUCCAGAGGGAGAACAAGGGAUUUGCUGUCUACUCCAGAGUUAAUUUAUGCAAGCUUCUAUACAAUUAUCCCUAACCUUCCACCGGCCAACAGAGCCCUGCACUGGAGAAAACACCCAGCUCAAAGCGAGAUCUGGGCACUGGGCAACCUUAGAUGUACAUUUCAUUCAUAUGGGCUCUGUUGUAUCCUUGUGGGCUGCACUAAGUAGCCAUCAGACGCUUACAAAAAAUCGCUUAUGCUUUCAGAUAGCAUGAAGUACAAAAGGGCUUGAUUUUUUGUCUGCUUUUACCAACUAUCUAGGGUCCUUUUUUAUAGCUAUCAUAGCUGUAGCAUGUAUAAAAAUUCAGAGGUUCUCCGGCUGGUUUCCAACUAUUUAGUUAUUUACUAAAAUAAAAAAAUUACUAAAGGAACUAGUAGAUUCUUUCACAGGAAUUGCAAUUUACUUGUCAAUAGGGUCAAAUUAUUUCCCAAUUGUUUCCAGGAUGUUCAGAGCCACAGAAGAAAGCUGUUUCCGCUUCUGGCUCCAUCUCAGACGCGAUGACAGAAUCACAUGUAAAUGUCAGAUACCAUCAAAAAGUGCUUCAUAAACUAUUUACAUAGAGCAGCACAGAGAUGAGAACAAGCUUUAUCUAGGACAAAAGGCAGUAGACACCUAAGAUACUGCACAUAGGGAAACAAUCAUUAAGACCAUCAAUGGGAAUUUGUGAAAGUGGUGAAUAAGUAAAAACUGGGGGUUAUAAUGAAAGUUAUAUUGCAACUUAAACUGCACCUAGCCUGUACUAUGUGAAUAUUUUUUUCAUUCUCUCUAUAUAGUAUUUAGAUACCACAGUGAUAGACACCUUCUAAUUGCUAUCAAUGCAAAACCUGUCAUAAAACCUCUCAUCUAAAAGACUCCAAAGUGCUCUGUCUGCCAACAUAUUUACGGCUGUAUAAUUAAAAAUAUAAAAUUUCACCUGCCACUUAAACAGUCACCAUUGAGAUGAAAUGUGCAGCCAGUUUACAGUACACAAUUAUAGUUCAGGGCAGGAGGUGAAGACCUAUAGGAAUGGACUUGAUUAUCUGCUAAUUCCUUUCCCUAAGUGCUAUGAUCCUAACAUACAGUAAAUAGCUAUUAAACCAAACUGUUUCCUUAUGCAAUUGCUCAUCUGUUAUAUUUAAUAAUAAAUAGCGGAGUUUGUGCUGA